Molecule: messenger RNA, 1596 nt
Organism: Penaeus vannamei (Pacific white shrimp)
Lineage: Eukaryota; Metazoa; Arthropoda; Malacostraca; Decapoda; Penaeidae
Source: RefSeq, a predicted model, not a curated record
AAGCCAUGGCCUCGCUCUCCCUCCCCCAGGCUCGAGUGUUUGUCCUGCUCCUCGCGUGUCUGGCUCCCUCAAUCGGCGCCCUCGGGGAACAGAAGCCCCUUGACGCUCCUGCAGGAUGCUCGCCCUUGCUCUCAGCGACUCGGGACGCCAAAGCCGCGCAGAAGGAGCUCUCAGGCCUCCUCCAGAUAGCCUCGAAGGACGCCUCUCUCGACGCCAAGAAACUGGAGAGGACCUUGUUCUUCGUGGCCAAGCGGUGGGCGCACAGGUUGGAGGAGCAGGUGAGGCGCGCCCGGCGGGAGUGCGGCCUCCACGAGGGGCUCCUGGAGGCCUACCUACGAGGAGGAGGCGGAGGAGGGACGGGAGAGGAGGAGGAGGAGGAGGGAAGGGAGAAGAGAGAGAACGAAAUAGGAAGAGGAAGAUGGAGGUUUCAGACCCCCGAGAAGGCGCACAAGCGAGAGACUGACCCCGAAAGAGAGGCGAGAGAGAGGGAGAGGGAGAGAGAGGCAACACCCGAGACCUGGAGAGAACUUUUGACCCGCCCGAAGGACUCCAGAGAUCGUGGGAUAACCCAGAGGUCGCUGACGAAGCUGUUGGUCAAGAUUCUCGGACUGGGGGCGGAGGGACAGCUGCCUGGAGGAGGAGGAGGAGGUGGUCGAGAACCCACUCUCGAGGACGACCCACGGCCGAGACUCGAGGUGGACGAGGAGGAGGUCGUGCACGAAGUCCCAAGGACCUUUUUGAGUCUGGCUCUCGGGUCCUCGCUCAUUCAGCACCACUGGAAGAAGUUCGAUACCAAAUCUCCUCUGUUGCUGACCUUGACCCGCGCCCUGUCUCCCGCCGUGCUCAGAAUGGGGGGGUCAUCUGCCAAUUUCCUGACCUAUGACCCCCAGGCAAGGUCACGGGGGUCAAGAGACGAAGAGGAAGAGGAAGUGGAAGAGGAGACGAUAAAUGAGGGAGUAGAGAAGGAGGUAGGAGAGAAUAAUGGAUUUUAUCGACGUGCGAAGAGAGAAGUGAGAGAGAGAACGGGAAGAAAUAAGGAAUUUGUCGAAGAAAGACAUAACGAAGGAGAAGAAGAAGGAGAAACACCGAUUAACUCACCAACUCAACUCCCGGAAGAAUACGAAGACGAGGGAGAAUACGAAGAAGACGAUUACGAAGAAGAAGAAGGAGAAAGAGAAACAGAUUCAAAGAAAACGGGAAUGGCGGAGGAGAUAGAAAACGGAGAAGAAAUGGCGGAUUGUGAGUGCGGUUCAACAAGACAGAUAUUCACGAAUUUUACGAUGACAGCUCGCGACUGGCGCCUCCUCCAGGACUUCGCCAGGGACGCCAAGAUGUCACUGCUCUUCGAUGUCAACCAGUUCUACUCGAGGAGAUGGUCGAGUCUGGGACCCUGAGAACGUGAGGGCUGAUACUACGUGACGUCGAGGAGGAGAGGGAACGGGGUCUCCUGUGGCAGCUGGGGAACGAACCGAAUGCCUACAACCACAAGUUCUCGCUGAGGAUCCCCCCGAACCAGACUGCCGAGGACUACCUCCUCCUGCAGCAGGAACUGGACAGGCGCUUCCCUCACGCCGGGGUUGUGGGUCCUGACGUCAC